AUGGCUGAUAAGCAGCGAUAUCCUUAUGAUCAAGAACAUUGGUGGCGUGACUUUUUGCCUAAUCAAGUACACAGACCAUUCGAUAUCUUAUCUUCUUUACCAAAACAGCAACAGCAACCACAACUAAUAACAACAAAACCAGAGAAGAAGAAGAAAAAGAAGAAGAAGAAGAAAAGUCGCGGCAAUCGAGCCGAACGAAAUUUUCAGCGAAGAUUGCGCAAUCCAAAUUUGGAUGAUGAAACCAGGGCAUUCUUAAUACAAGCAAGAGCAGAAAGAAAACGAGAACAAGGAAAACAGCAAAGUAUUCCUAAUACUACAAUAGAAGUAAACAAAAUUAAUCAUCAAAUCAGCCAAAUGACAGAGGAUACACAAAUAAUGGAGGUUCCAUUCGAUGAGAUCAUUCCUAAGUCUAAUCGAAAGAAACGCAAACGUUAUACAUCAACUAAAAUUGGCAGAUAUCUCAGUCAAUCUUUCAGUCGAUUGUCGAUUUCACAAGAAUGUUCCAAAAAACAGAAGAUUAAAAAUAUUCAAACCAACAAUAUUGCACUACAAAUGAUCGACGAUCGGAAUGAUCAAACAAAAUUAUCAGUUCAAAUGUUCAAGUCUACUUUUGUACCUCAAUAUUUAACAGUAUCCAAUCGGAAAUUUAAAGAUAUAUUAUCAAAAGCAGUCCCUGAUGGCCAUAAAAUUUAUGAAUGGUUAGAUAAUGCUGAAAAGUUAAAAUCUACACGUCAAUUAGCUCAUACCUUUAAUAUGAUGUAUUAUUUUAAAUUACAACAAGAAUUAUGGAAAGAUUAUUUCGAUCUGGGUAUGACUGAGGGUAUUUGGGCUCCACGAAUACUGAAAUCGGCAGCAAAACAACAUUAUACUUGUGUAUCAUAUGGUCGAUCCGAGAAGUUUGUCGAACAACGUCAAAAAACUAUUCAACAUCAAAUAAAUCGAACAAAUCGUGAACUACAACAACAAUUGAUUUAUCUACCAGAAUGGACUGAAAAUGUUCAGCCAUCCAUCGAUUCAAAAUUUCUCUUAACAACUGUUGAAGCAAUGGUUAAACAUGGUCAAUAUCGUUUAAAUACGGAAUUCAAACAUAAACGUACAAUGUUAAAAUUGGAUGCUGAUGAUCAUCGUUUCAUUUCAGCUGUAUAUGCAUUGGAACCGACAAAAGAACAGAUUGUACUGAUCAAAAUGUAUUGGCAAGCUAUAGCUAAUGAACAGAAAGCACUGGAAGAAGUGGAAAUUCUUCGAAAACGAGUGUCAUUAAGACGACUUCCUCAAUCAUUUGAUAAAAUUCUUAAUGAAUCCAUUGCUCCUAUUCAAACAAUGCUUUCACAUGCUAUUCUACAUAAAGAUCGACGUGCUAGUAUGGCAUCACGUUGUUCUAAAACAAUUACACAAUAUAAAUUUGAUUUGAUGGCUAUGACGAUUGCUAUAGCUCAAGAUACAGCUCGUGGUUAUGCUCAAUUGGCAAUUGAUACGAAAAAUAAAUUACACCAACUAGAUAAUAAUUCACUACGAACAGCUACUGAACAACUCAUCCAAGCGACAGAAAUUCGUGGAGAAAAUAUGAAAAAACGCUCCGGCGGUAGACAACGACAAAGGCAACGUAUCCGCCGGAGCAAUCUAAGCAUUUAUACAAAUAUUACUGCCUCAUCACCUUUUAUUGAAACAGAUUUAAAUUUAUCGCCAAUACAAAUGUCUAUAUUUAUCAAAGGUCUUAAAUAUAUUCCACCAUGUCAAAGUCGAUUCUCACGUCAAUCUAUUGAUGAUAUUGUCAAUGAACAAUAUAAAACAUUACGUUCAAUUGUUCAAGGUUGUCUUGAUGAUCAUCGUGUGCAGCUUAUAGAACCACGUCAGAAAGAAGGUUUUCCUUGCUUGAAACGUAUACUCUAUGAACUUCAAUCAAAAAAAUUACCACAUCAACUAAAUUUUCGUGCUCGACGUGAACAAAAAGUAAUACGAAGUAUAAGAAAAAUUUUACGUCAUCGACCUGAUAUUACUGUUCGUCGAACUGACAAGAGCAAAGUAUUUUAUGCAGGUAAUGUGACUAUUUUCAGUGACAAAGCUUCGAAAUAUAUGAUCGAAACCGAAGCUUAUCAAGAGAUUUCCAAUGAACGUUGUAUUUUAUCGGAAAAUCUCCGAUUAGUUACUAUGCUUCUAGCUUCUCUCUUGAAAAAUCGUGCCAUUAAUCAUGAGCAACAUAAGAAAAUGUCUCCAAAAAUAGAUUCAUUAGAAUUGGCUCAUCUUCAUUUUAUUCCGAAACCACAUAAAGUAAGUUUAUUUCUAUUUAUUGCCAUUAGAAAGAUAUAUAUAUAUAUAUAA
Messenger RNA from Rotaria sordida, 2319 nucleotides. Lineage: Eukaryota; Metazoa; Rotifera; Eurotatoria; Philodinida; Philodinidae. The record is from the annotation of a GenBank genome assembly.